This is a messenger RNA of Vigna unguiculata (cowpea), 2389 nucleotides long. RefSeq names its product protein GAMETE EXPRESSED 1-like. NCBI's taxonomy places the organism in Eukaryota, Viridiplantae, Streptophyta, Magnoliopsida, Fabales, Fabaceae. The record is from RefSeq and is a predicted model, not a curated record.
UGAAAUCUAUCCCGACAUCAAGUCCAGACAUUUUUUGUUGUAGAAAACCAAGAAACAAAAAACCAACAACAACAGAGCGGAAAAGAUUAUCACUGCAGUACGCCGGAGCACCACCAUCACCACCGCCAAACAGUUACUGCCUCUUUCAUCGAACGCCUUAUAUUCCUUCUUAAAAGCAUUGUAACGGUUACCACAGCGUUAUGUCUUUCCAGCGGGGAAGAGUUGUAUCAAAUGCUCUCUUCUAUAUAAGCUUUACAAAUUCAUUUUCACAAUCUUGCAAACACCUUACCUACAGUAUCCGCGCUUCAGGGUUGCAAAACUUUGACAUAAAUUCUCUGGUUAAAUUCUCCUAUGGGUGGUGGGAGUCCUCUUCUAGCUAUUAUUUUGUUUUCAUUCUUGCUAAGAAGUGAGUCCUGGGGAUGGUUUUCAUCAUCAAAGGAGCCUCCCUCUAGUGACAGGACUUAUUCCAAUGGAGGCAAUUUUAAAGGUUCUAGUGCCGAGUUCUCCAUUGAGGCCUUCAACGACCAAAAGGGCCUGAAGUUAAUAGAUAAUGCUCAGAAGAAAAUGAUUAGCUCAAACUCUUGUUGGCAAAAUGCAUAUCAACAUCUUUUUGCUGGGUGUUCUGAGAUCUUGGCAGUUGAUGAGAAGAGAUCUAGAUUAGCUUGGCACUUAAGUGAUUGCUUUCAGAGGGAUUCUGGAAGAUCUCCUUUUCCCCACUGUGACUCCAAAGCUUCUAUUGCUUCAUGCUUGAGAACCUUAGAUGAUCUUGCCCAUAAGGUUUACCUUGAAUUCUACCUUGAAACCAACAUCAUUUGUUAUCAGUUGCAGGCAUAUGCAUUCAAACAUGAAACUGAGAGACUUGUGACUGAAUUAAAAAGUUCAGCCCAGUAUGUUGAGGACAAGUUAGAUAACAUCGAAGAGAAAUCAGAACGUCUAUUACAGGGCUCUAAACGGGUUCAUGAUUCUCUUGAUUUAAUUGGUAGCCACACUCAACAAGUAGCUCAGACUGCUAGAAAUCUGGAAGGUCAUAUAGAUUCUGUAUUAAUUCAUUCACAGAAUGUUUUCGAGCAGACUACAAAAAUUGCACUGUCACAAUCACAGUUACAAGAAGGUCAAGAGGAUAUGAAAAGAAGUUUGGAGGAUGGGGUAACAAUGCUCAAAGAAUCAUAUAAUUAUUUGGGAAAAGAAAUUGAAAAGUUAAGGGAUGAAGCCAUUGAGAUAGAGAACGAGGUAAUUAAAGUUGGAGAUGCCAUGUCAUUAAGGAUGAACACCCUGCAAAGCAAAGCUGAAGAUAUUGGGAAUAUGGUUGGGCUUUCCUUAGACAAGCAACAACAGCUUUUAGAUGGGCAAUCCACAGCACUUGAGUCCCUAAACUCAUUGAUUGAGUUUCAAUCCAAAGCACUAGAAGAGAGCAGGAAAACCCUACAAUAUUUUGCAGAAUAUGGGCACAGACAACAUGAAGAGCUUAUUCGGCGUCAGGAACAGAUUCAAGGAUUUCAUGAUCAUUUGAUGGAAAAUUCGAAGUCAAUAUUGUCUUCUCAGGAAUCUUUUGAAUUAAAGCAAGCUUCCAUGUUUGUUGUUUUAGACCGGAUUUUUGCUUUGCAAAAUGCCUUGUUACUUGAAUCAAGAAUGAUCAAAGCUUUCUUCGUUUAUUCCAUAUCAAUAUUUGUCAUCUUCAUGUUGACCAGUACGAAGCAGACAUACAGUAUAAGGCCGUUCCUAUAUAUUGAGCUUUUUGCAACUUUCUUUGUGGAAUUACUCGUUAUUCGUUUAACGAGUGACAACACUGAGCUCCAAACCUGGAUAAUAAAUGUGGCCCGAUUAUUAUUCAUGGUAGCUGCUUCGGUUCAAGUGCUACAUGCCAUUUGCACAUACAAGGACUAUGAAACUUUGAACCAUCAAAUGCUGUUAACUCUAAUUAACAAGGUUAACACCAUGCAAAAACAAAAGGAAUUGUCAUGGGACGUGGAUGCUGAUUACGAGGACUGGUCUGAAUGGGUAGAUGCUGAUUUACCAGAUGAUGUGAAUAGUCUUGAUGAUCCUGAUUACAUACCUUCAGAAGUUGCAGAGAAUUCAAUCACACCUAUGAAAAAUUAUAACCUACGCUCUCGCAAUCUUUACCAUUCCAUACUAAUUUAGAAAAUUAUAAUUGUGUAUUAGUAGGUUUUUAUGUAUUUAACGGUUUUUGCAAUGAUUCUUGUAAAUUUGAGUUAAGAGUUGAUACCAGAGGAAGGAAAGUUGGUUGGGGGCUUGAACAAUUUCGAGAAGUAGUAAACUUAUUGCUGCCUCUGUGCAAGAUAGUUGUCCCAGUGGAAACACAAUAUCAUUAUGUGACCAUUUUGGUAUGUUGCAUGACUGCAUCAGUGAUGUUGUGCAUUCUUCAAGCUAA